Caenorhabditis elegans is the source of this 758-nucleotide messenger RNA. RefSeq names its product Skp1-related protein (gene skr-2). Gene Ontology annotation, biological process: protein ubiquitination; ubiquitin-dependent protein catabolic process. The transcript has 3 exons. The record is from RefSeq and is marked reviewed. NCBI's taxonomy places the organism in Eukaryota, Metazoa, Nematoda, Chromadorea, Rhabditida, Rhabditidae. The coding region runs from base 51 to 575 and encodes 174 amino acids.
CGUUAGUGACCCUGUCACAACUAAUUUUAAUUCCAGUCAACUACAACACGAUGGCUGACCAAAAGGAAGCAUCCGAAGCAGCAAAGAACCGCGAAAUCAAGAUCUCGUCUUCGGAUGAUGAAAUCUUCUUGGUCCCACGCAAUGUGAUCCGUCUCUCAAACACUCUCAACACUCUUCUUGUGGACCUCGGGCUCGACGACGAUGAAGGAACCAACGCUGAGCCAAUUCCAGUGCAAAACGUCACUGCCUCGAUUUUGAAGAAGGUUAUCAACUGGUGCACCAAACACCAGUCCGACCCAAUUCCAACUGAAGACAGUGAGAAGAAAACGGAUGGUUCCAUCCAAGACUGGGACAAAAAAUUUCUCGAUAUUGACCAAGGAACCCUUUUCGAGCUCAUUUUGGCUGCCAACUAUUUGGACAUCAAAGGACUUCUUGAUGUCGCCUGCCAGUCUGUCGCCAACAUGAUCAAGGGAAAAUCUCCAGAUGAAAUUCGUCGUGCUUUCAACAUCAAGGACGACUUCACUGCAGAGGAGAGAGAGCAAAUCCGUAAGGAAAACGCCUGGUGCGAUGAUUAAAUCUCCAUCUUUUCCCCUGUUAAACUUUCAAUUACCUUGUUUUCUAAAUGUUUCACAUCAUCCACCAUAUCUUUCCCCUUAUUAAACGCACUUUUUAAUUGUUAACAAAUUUCUUCACUGCCAGCUGACACAACUGUGUACAGUUCUGUUUUUCAUUCAAUAAAGUUGAUGUGAACAUGAAAA